Rosa rugosa (rugosa rose) is the source of this 777-nucleotide messenger RNA. RefSeq names its product probable aquaporin NIP5-1. Gene Ontology annotation, molecular function: channel activity. Lineage: Eukaryota; Viridiplantae; Streptophyta; Magnoliopsida; Rosales; Rosaceae. Gene Ontology annotation, biological process: transmembrane transport. Gene Ontology annotation, cellular component: membrane. The record is from RefSeq and is a predicted model, not a curated record. The coding region runs from base 1 to 777 and encodes 258 amino acids. The transcript is spliced from 5 exons.
AUGUAUAUACAGGUUGGAGCGGAGUUUGUUGGGACCUUCAUUAUGAUAUUUGCGGCAGCAGCAGCACCUAUCGUGAACCAAAAGUACGAUGGCGCGGAGACACUGCUAGGCAACGCAACAUGUGCAGGGCUAGCAGUGAUGGUAGUGGUUUUGUCCAUCGGCCACAUCUCCGGAGCACACCUAAACCCAUCAGUCACUAUCGCAUUUGCAGCGUUUCAACACUUCCCAUGGUCCCAAGUUCCCCUCUACAUAAUAGCGCAGGUUCUGGCGUCCAUCUCUGCAAGUUUUGCUCUCAAGGGUGUUUUUCAUCCAUUUAUGAACGGUGGAGUUACAGUUCCUUCAGUAGGCAAUGGCCAAGCUUUUGCACUCGAGUUCAUUGUCACUUUCAACCUCAUGUUUGUCAUCAUUUCUGUUGCCACAGAUACCCGUGCGGUAGGGGAGUUGGCAGGUUUAGCAAUUGGAGCUACAGUAUUGCUCGACAUUCUUAUAGCAGGGCAAACAACCGGCGCUUCAAUGAAUCCGGUCCGGACUUUGGGGCCGGCAGUGGCUGCAGGACAUUAUAAGUCACUGUGGAUCUACUUGGUUGCCCCAACACUUGGUGCUUUAGCUGGUGCUGCUGCCCACACAGCUGUGAAGCUCUCAGAAAUCCGACCAAACCAUCAGAUCCAUGAUGCCAGUAAUGGUGAGACUACACCACAACCUCGCAUUCAUUUCCCCUCAGACAAAUCUCCUUACCGGACAGGGUAUAAUGUGCAAGACACAUGCACCAACACUUGA